AAUCUUGGUACACUCACUACCAAAAUUACACGACACGAUUAUUUAAACAUUUAUUUACUUAUUUUAGUUAAGCCUGUCAUUCAGAAGUCACAACAUAACUUGCAAGUUGCUGGAGAGAAGGGAAGACCUGUACAGAUCGUGUGUCAAGCAGAGGCAGCGCCAAACGUAAGCUUCGUUUGGACCAGAGAUGGUAGAUCUAUUCCAGGAGAAGACACUCUGAAAUUUUCACAACAGGAUAUCAACCUAGGAGGUUCGGCAUGGAAGAGUACCUUAUUUGUCAAUGAUGUAGGGACCAGUGAAUUCGGAAUUUAUGAAUGCACUGCCGAAAACGAUAUGGGAAAAGACGUUGUUCGGAUAAAGCUGAGGGAAACAGGUAAACCAGACCCGCCCAGUGAUCUCUUUGUGGUGAACGUCACUCACAACGCGGUGUCGUUGUCUUGGAAAGCAGGUUUCAAUGGAGGCUUUCAACAGCAGUUCAGAGUACGGUUUAAGAAAAAAACAUCUGAAGAAUACACUUAUAGUGAUUUCAUAGCUGGGAAUGCCUCAGGAGCCAUUAUCAACGGCCUGAACCCCCAAACAGAUUAUGUCUUUGAAAUAAUGUCCCGAAACGUUGUAGGCGAAAGUGACUACAGUGAAGAAGUCGCAUACAUUAAGACCUUAGGUAAGAUAAUAGAUAAUUAUAAUACACCGCGAUAA
Molecule: messenger RNA, 696 nt
Organism: Limulus polyphemus (Atlantic horseshoe crab)
Lineage: Eukaryota; Metazoa; Arthropoda; Merostomata; Xiphosura; Limulidae
Product: nephrin-like
Exons: 2
Coding region: 334-696 (120 amino acids)
Molecular function (GO): protein binding
Source: RefSeq, a predicted model, not a curated record